UCACCUGUUUACUAUCGCGGCAAGCCACGACGAAUCGCGUGUGUUUUGUUUCAACGCCGCGUGGAAAACAAUUGCCUACGGGGUGCAACGUUCUUUUUUUCGUUCCAUUCCUUUCUCGAACGAGGAACUAUUGCAGUUUUUAAGUGGCGCGAACGGUUGCGGUUUUCGAAUUGAUGUCAAUUGACGUUUUGAAUUAAAAAUUGGACGAUUGAGAGAAGAUUGUGAUUAUAUAGUGUCGUGAGGGGUUAAGAAGACAAUUGGAGCGGUGACCAAAGGGUUGUACGAUGCCCGUGGGAGUUGUUUAUAAUAUUUCCAGUGAGGGCUUGUUCACUGGACCAGAGAGCAGUGUACCAAUAGAUUACGCAAAGAUUUAUUCUGAUCCUGAGUCGGAGAAGGCUAUUAUGAGUUCAGUAGUGUACUGCAUUCAUCACAAAGAAGGAUGCAAAUGGUCAGACGAAUUAAGGAAAUUAAAGGGCCACCUGAACACUUGUAAACAUGACGCAAUUCCAUGUACCAGCAAGUGUGGAGCUCAGAUUCCGAGAGUUCUAAUGGAGGAUCAUCUAAAAUACACGUGUCCUCAACGAAGAACCAGGUGUGAAUUUUGCAAUAAGGAAUUUACUGGCCAUACAUUAGAGAAUCACGUAGGUAACUGUGGCUACGAACCCCUCUACUGCGAGAACAAAUGCGGUGUGAAAAUUCACAGGAGACACUUGAGCCAGCACAAAGCGUCCGAUUGCUCCAAAAGACUUCUACCCUGCAGAUAUUGUACCAAAGAAUUCGUAGCUGAUACUUUAACCGCGCACCAUUUAAAAUGCGGCAGAGUACCAAUUCAGUGCCCUAAUCGAUGCGACGUUAACGUUUUGGCCAGAGAAGAAUUAGAGAGUCACCUGAAGGAAGAAUGUACCAUCUCUGUUCACAGUUGUUCGUUUAAAGAAGCGGGUUGUAGAUUUAAAGGUCCACGGUUUGCCAUGGAGAAACAUCUGGAAGAGAACUGCCAACAACAUUUGCAGUUGAUGUGCAGCGUGGUAUCCAAACAACAGCACCAAAUAACUUCGUUGAAGAGCGCCUUGUCCAGAUUAUCGCUGAACUAUUCGGGAACCUUGAUAUGGAAAAUCAGUGAAUUCUCGAAUAAAGUAGCAGAAGCAAAAACCAAAGAAGGGAUGGAAUUGGUUUCACCUCCAUUUUACACUAGUCAAUACGGAUAUAAAUUACAGGCAUCGCUGUUUCCCAAUGGAAAUGGAGCAGGCGAAGAUAGCCACAUAUCGGUUUAUAUCAAAAUCCUGCCCGGCGAAUACGAUGGUUUGCUAAGAUGGCCCUUCGCCCAUUCCGUCUCGUUCACCUUAUUCGACCAGUCCACCUGUCCGGAAAAAGCCUGCAACAUUGUCGAAAGCUUCAUUCCAGACCCGACGUGGAAAAACUUCCAGCGGCCCAGUAAGGAACCCGAUUCCCUAGGGUUCGGCUUUCCCAAAUUCGUCUCCCACGAAAUGCUCAAGAAAAGACAUUUUAUGAAAGACGACACUGUAUUUAUUAGAGUUAAAAUAGACCCCAGUAAAAUUGUAGCAGUGUGAAUUCAAUCCUUUAUUUUUUUUGAUUCAUUCUUUAGCUGAUCUCUCAAGUUUGUAAAUAUUGUAAAUACUCGACGCACUUAUUGUAUAUUUUUGUACAAACAGGUAAAACAUAUAAAUUUGUUAUUACAGUAGCCAUUAUAUGGCUGUUAUUUUUUUAAUGUUUGUAUGUCUGUCUCUUGUCUUGUUUCGUUAGUAUUAGGUAUAUACACUUUUAAGAUGUGAGAAUACAGCUUUUCUUAAUACUUAUGUUUCUUUUUGUGAUAGCUGGAGAACGCCAAAGGAAUUGUGUUGUAUUCUAAAGUAACGUAAUUUAAAACAGUUUUAAUUUUAACGAUACACAUAGUCACUUUUUUAAGAUAUAGUUUUAUAUUUUUGAACUAAAAUAUCUUGUGUGAAUUACUAUCAUUUAUUUGGUAAAAUAAAUAAUGACUUUAA
Messenger RNA from Sitophilus oryzae (rice weevil), 2003 nucleotides. RefSeq names its product TNF receptor-associated factor 4 (gene Traf4). The transcript is spliced from 6 exons. Gene Ontology annotation, biological process: tumor necrosis factor-mediated signaling pathway; regulation of apoptotic process; regulation of canonical NF-kappaB signal transduction. Gene Ontology annotation, molecular function: zinc ion binding; protein binding. Gene Ontology annotation, cellular component: plasma membrane signaling receptor complex. NCBI's taxonomy places the organism in Eukaryota, Metazoa, Arthropoda, Insecta, Coleoptera, Curculionidae. The record is from RefSeq and is a predicted model, not a curated record. Bases 285 to 1568 code for a protein of 427 amino acids.